Messenger RNA from Rotaria socialis, 1815 nucleotides. The record is from the annotation of a GenBank genome assembly. NCBI's taxonomy places the organism in Eukaryota, Metazoa, Rotifera, Eurotatoria, Philodinida, Philodinidae.
AUGUGGAAUGCAAGCUUAAAUCCAUUUUCUAACUGUGAACCAGCCGUAUGGAGAUACUAUGAUAAUGUAGACAACAUCAUGAUUGAAGAUGCUUUCAGAGCUGGUGAAACUCAUGCAAUCUUGGACGAGUACACAAUCGAUUUCAAACAUCAAAUACAAAUUUGCAAUAUUGAUCAAAACAAACAGCGUCCUAUUAAACGAUUAGAGUGCACCACAAAAGAUCAGACCAUGCGAGCAGAACGAUUUGCUUUCGAUCUUAUCAAUCCUAAACGUCCUUUUUCUGGUUUAUACGGAUGGAUUCCGCCGUUCAUAAAAGAAACAGUAAAAUAUUUGAAGAUCACGAAAGACCAAUUGCCUUCAAAAGAUAAAGACAUUGCUUCCAUGAUUGUGGCAAAAGCUGCUGCUGGUAUCAUUGAACAAUCUAAAUUGAUCGGAAAACAACGUCAAGGCGAAAAUUUAGCUGAAAGGUUGCUAGAAAAAAAAGACGCAGGCACAGAAGAAAUAUGGAAGCAGUGCGCUUUUCUGUAUUCUUUGGAUAGUUUUUUGUAUAGAAAAAUGAAUGAAGCUAUGCGAUUGGUUGGAGACGACGAGUACAAAGAAGAAUGGCGACAAAAAGUACGACUAUUGGGCCCAUUCUGCUUGCUUUUAUGGGACAGCCCAUUUAGCAAAACAGCAGCGCCACGAGGAAAAGUAUUUUAUAGAGGGGCUGACUUGAACGAUGAUUUGAUUUCAAUUUUCAAAGACGAUUGCGACAAAGAAGUGAAACCCCGACGUUCGUUUCAAUCGUUUACUUCUUGCAGUCGACAAAAGAAUAUAGCAAAAGUUUACGGUAAUGUCUUGUUUAUAAUGACAAUGAAGCAUGGCUUUACUGUGAAUCUUAAACCAUACUCCAAGUUUCCUGACGAAGAAGAAGAACUUAUUUUCCCAGGUGUUUGCUUUACUAUUGAUCGUAUGAAAUUCGAUGAAAACGCAAAGAAAUAUUAUAUCUACUUAAGUCUUAUGCAACAAUUCAGUCCUUUGGAAUGUGAUAAAAAUUCUAAUGAAGACGUACCAUUUAGUACGAAAGUUCAAGAAUCACCUAUUAUUGUUUUUGGCACUUCAUUAAAGAAACACAAUGAUGUUAAUAUUCGAAAUUUAUUCAAUGUUACACUUCUUGUCUCAUGCAUUUUAAAAGGUCAACCUACCCAACGCAUUAUUCAUAUUGUUCAAGCAGGUUCACUUCUUGGUCGCCGUUCUUGUCAACGAUUAAAUAUUAAUCAACGGUAUAUUGUUUUUCUUGAACCAUUUUUCGAUGGAACUUAUCGUCCAACAGAUUUUGAAGAAGUUCCUUAUAAUAAUAAAAUCAAUGGUUUACUGGAAAAAACAUGUGGCCUAUCACGAACAUAUCCAUUUACAGAAAUAAAUCAUCGUGAAGCAGCGUUAACUAAUAAAUGUCCACCAACUGUUUCUGUAUAUUGUCCAUCAGAAAUACCAAGUACAACUGUUACAUUAUUAACAACGAUAGCAACGACAACAAUAACAUCUACUGAAUCAAUUUUAACAACAACAACAACAACAACAACAACUACUACUACUACUACUACUACCACUACUACUACGUUACGAAAAGACCCACUUGAUCUUGCUAUACUAUCACUUCUUUUAGAUGACCAUCAACAAAAUAAUCUUAGUCUCAGUUUUUUUCAAGGUCAAAAUCAUAGAUCACUUUUUUCUGAUGAUGAAGCACGUCAAAAUGGAACGAAUGGAUUAUCAUAUAUUCUUAUUAUUAAUUUGAUUCAAUUGAUUUUUUUAAAUAUCCUACAUGUUAUAUUGUAG